ACCUAACAUCAAAAAUCAAACUUCAAACAUCUGAAUCCUAUGUUCUGCUCAUCGGCGGCGACCGCAGCAUCUGUUGCGCCGCCGACUCCGAAAUACCUAGGUGCGCCAAGCUCUUGAGAGAGGCGGUUAUGAAGAAGAAAAAGCUCCAGAAAUCUGAUCUAAAGCUACCUCUUCAUUGUAGUGAAAUCAUCCAAAAGCAAAGGCCUGCCAAGCAGAGGGAUCCGAGCCAAUUCAUCAUUCGCUGUUCCAUCGGGAAUGGUAAAGUAGACAAGGCUCUUUAUGAUCUUGGAGCUAGCAUCAACAUAAUGCCUUUGGAGUACUACGGGAAGCUCAACAUUGGGCCACUCAAAUCCACAUAUGUUUGCUUAAGGAUGGUUGACAAUAUUGCAACAAAGGCGGUACGGGUAAUUGACGAUGUAUUGGUAAAGGUUGAUGAUUUUAUAUUCCCUGCCGAUUUCUUUGUUUUAGACAUAAAAGUUGAUAAACAAGUUCCUCUGAUCUUAGGCAGAAACUUUCUAGCCACGUGCAAAGCUCUUAUUGAUGUAGGUAGAGGAGAAAUCACAAUAAGUGACCAUGGAGGAAAGUCAACUUACUACAUCGAGAGUGCAAUGCUUAAAGAUGAAGAGGCAAGGAGAGCAAAGAAAGAAGAGUACUAUAGGAUGGUUAUGAUGUGUGAUAAAUCUAAACUAUUCGACCAGAAAAAAGGGGAAGAUCCUUCUAACCCUUCUAUUUUCAUAGUUUAUCCCACUCCUACCUCUCAAGAAACUAAAAGGAAAAUCCUAAGUCUUUGCGUACACCUAUGCAGAAAAGGAUAGUUAGAAAGCUGAAGCCGUUGCAUCCCGUGGAUUCUGAAGUCAAUGUCAUCAAAACCGCCAAAGGGAAAUUCAAAUGGUGGAAGAAUGUUACCAACAAGUUGGCGCAGGUUCUAGACUCCGGCCAGCGACCGCUGGCGCUUGCGCAGCGGCUCGCUGGCCACACACUGGAACGGUUCUUACUUCAUCCCAGCUACCGCUGAAGAGUCCAGCGGCCCGCUGGCCAUUCACCGCAUUCCAGCCGCAAUUUUUUUUUAUUUUUUCAAAUUUUUGUCCCGUCCAGCCAUUACCCGAAAAUUUCAAGGUAUGUUUUUUUCUAUUUAGUAGUUUACUCACGUCCCUACUGACUCUACAAACUUAUUUUACAUUGUGUUGUAAAUAAGUUUGGGGGGAUGAAGUGGUGGACCGUGAGUUUAGAUUUUUGUUUUAGCUUUUUAGUUUAAGUUUGUGUUUUAAUAUCCCGAAGGUGAAUCCAUGUCAUAAACAUAACAUGAAGAACUUAGAAACACGCAUGUUUAGGGACACAUUAGACCGAGUUGCCAAUGAUAUUAAGUUCUUUUCAUCUUUGAAUAAGUAUGUCUUGACGUUUUGAUUUGAUGGUUUGGUGAAAUGAUGCAUAAUUAGUAAAUUGCUUGUUCGCCUUGAAUCAUGCAUAUACCUUGUGAGA
Messenger RNA from Salvia splendens (bonfire salvia), 1479 nucleotides. RefSeq lists its product as uncharacterized. The record is from RefSeq and is a predicted model, not a curated record. The coding region runs from base 129 to 815 and encodes 228 amino acids. Lineage: Eukaryota; Viridiplantae; Streptophyta; Magnoliopsida; Lamiales; Lamiaceae. The transcript has 2 exons.